AUGCGUGCCAUGGCCUCUAUCUCUGAUAAUCUCAACCCCCCCAACCCCCCCACUCCCACUUCCCAAGUCCAGGUGCUGAACAUCAAUUGGUUUCAGAAGCAACCAAAUGGGAACGACGAGGUGCCUGCUCUAUCAAUCGAACUGCAGAAUCCACCCCCUCUAGCCCCAUUGAUUGUACUGCAUAAGGAGAUCGUAGAGUUGCAGAAGCAUCUGUCAUUGAAGCAAGCAUCCCUUCAUCAUGUAAGUGAUCAAGAGGUAUUGUGA
Messenger RNA from Prunus armeniaca (apricot), 264 nucleotides. Lineage: Eukaryota; Viridiplantae; Streptophyta; Magnoliopsida; Rosales; Rosaceae. The record is from the annotation of a GenBank genome assembly.